Messenger RNA from Didymosphaeria variabile, 852 nucleotides. RefSeq lists its product as uncharacterized. The transcript has 3 exons. The record is from RefSeq and is a predicted model, not a curated record. NCBI's taxonomy places the organism in Eukaryota, Fungi, Ascomycota, Dothideomycetes, Pleosporales, Didymosphaeriaceae. Gene Ontology annotation, biological process: regulation of transcription by RNA polymerase II. Bases 1 to 852 code for a protein of 283 amino acids. Gene Ontology annotation, cellular component: nucleus. Gene Ontology annotation, molecular function: RNA polymerase II cis-regulatory region sequence-specific DNA binding; DNA-binding transcription factor activity, RNA polymerase II-specific.
AUGGCAAUGGCAGUCGACAGUCGCCAACAGUCCCAACUCAACGGGAUGAGCUACGACCCUCUGCGGUACCCGCAACCGCAUUUCACCAACCCGUGGGUGUCUGCAGCGGGCCCCUCGCAGCAGCAGCUGUAUCAGACCUCGAUCGCACCCAAUGUGUCAACUGGCCUUGAAAACCACGCAUCGUCGCAGGCUCAAGCCAUGCCACGCCCCACCAGCAUUGCGAUUCCGUAUCACGGUCUCCCCUGUCUCAGCACCAUCAUUAGGAUCAGUUUAAGCUCCCAACCGCCACGCAACAGCUUCAGCGAUGCCCUCGACGCCAGUCGGGGUAUGGUUUCCUUGAGCCAGUCUGAUAUCACCCCGAGGAAUAUCUACGGCACCCAAGGUUCCAGCCGGAGCUCAACCGACUCGUACGGCUUCCCGUCGACACACUCGGCGCAUUCGUCCAUCUCUGGAGCCAGCUAUAAUGGCACCAACUACUAUGGCGGCGAGGGGUCUGUCACCGACUACAGCUCCGCCUCAGAGUCCGUCGACUUGACCCACUCACGAACACUACCGCGACCGAGCGCUCUCAUGGGAGCAAACAUCCCUCCGGCACCGCAAUCUAUGAUGGGUCAGUUCAGCUCCAAGGUCUCGUCGAGCUCGCAGAAGAAGCACAAGUGCAAGAUUUGCGAUAAGAGGUUCACUCGCCCGAGCUCUCUGCAGACCCAUAUGUACAGCCACACUGGAGAGAAGCCAUUCGCCUGUGAAGUCGACGGCUGCGGUCGCCAUUUUUCAGUCGUCUCGAACUUGAGGCGGCACCGCAAGGUACAUAAAGGCGAGGCGCAAGAUCAUCCCUCACCCGAUGACGCUUGA